CUUCAGCAGUGCUAAGGAGCUGAAGGCAGAGAUGAGAGCAGUCUACAGAGAAAGAGACAGGCUGGAGCUGCUAGUGAAGAGACUCCACAGCCUGAGUUUUGGUAACAGCCAGGAUCUGGCCAAGAUGAAGACACAACAACAACAGCUGAAACUGGAGCUGGAGGACAGACAGGCCCAACAUGAACGGACUCAGAAAGAGAAUGUUGUCAAGUACAUCGAGCUACUGGAAGACAGACUGCACAGUUGUGGCUGUCCCCCUCUGCAGCGUAUCUGGGAGGCUGAUCUAGAAGCCUGUCACCUCCUCCUCCGAGGCAUCCAGCUGCGUACCCCCUUCUGUAGUGGUCCGGACCCUGCCACAGUGGUACUACCCAGCCCCCAACCAGCCACUAAACAAGAAGCAGAUCUGCAGGAAUGUGCCAUGUUGACGGCUCUGGGGGGGCGCUGGUGCCCCGAGGCCAACCUACAGAACUCAGAGUUCACCAAGAAAUUGGAAGAGUUUUUAUUCUGCAUGGAGGAUGUUCAGCCAGAGGAGGACAGUGGCAGUGAAGCAGCAGAGCUAACAGCAGACCUGACUAUAGAGCUGACAGACCAGUGUGAGGAGAUCAGUGAUAGGCUGUUGAUUCUGGAGGAUGACCUCCAGACAGCCAUACAGAACAAAGACCCGGAUCUCACUCAUAUCCUUUACCUCUUACUGUACGGUGUGUGAGUUACCAGAGGG
Molecule: messenger RNA, 718 nt
Organism: Salvelinus fontinalis (brook trout)
Lineage: Eukaryota; Metazoa; Chordata; Actinopteri; Salmoniformes; Salmonidae
Gene: disc1
Product: DISC1 scaffold protein
Biological process (GO): neuron migration; cilium assembly
Cellular component (GO): intermediate filament cytoskeleton; mitochondrion; microtubule
Source: RefSeq, a predicted model, not a curated record